AUGGAUCCCGAAUCUUCCGACAGCGAUGUUUCGGUCGGCGGAGGAGAUGAAUACAGAUAUGCUAGUCCUUUGACGGCGCCCAUUCCGCUUCCAGCACCUCCUUCGAAGCAUGCGUUGGAAUCAGCCGACGCCGUUCAGGCACGACUGGACGAAUUGAGUCGGGUCGAAACCAACAACGAGAAGAAGUACAGUCUGCUCAAGGCCAAACGCCAGCGCAAGGAUGACAAGAUUCGGCGCAAGCGAGAAGCUCAGGACAAGAAAUGGCUCGCCAUCACCGAGGCUCGCAAACGUCGAGACGCCAGGAUCGCCGCGCGACGUAAGCGCGAAGAUGCGGCCUUCACCCAAUUCUUUGAACAUGAUCUGGACGAGGAGGAAACUAACCUCCGUAGACGAUUGAAGCGGCUCAAGCGAGGCCUCCCCCUCGAUGAAUCACCCAAAGCGAGCACAAGAAGCGUUUCAGGACCAUCAAUGUCCCCUCCGGCCUCCUUGUCCACCAUCCCACCACCGGCCAAGAGACAUCAGGUUGGUCCCCCUGGCCAGCCCGAUUCGGUCAACUCGGCACAAUCACGACCGUCGCCUCAAUCCAACAUGCCAGGCUCGAGUACCAAGUCCAGCUUGCCUGGUCCGCCAUACUCGUUUUACCGCGAUCCGAAUUCGGCGUUCUCCAGGCCGUAUCAACAUGGAUCUUAUUCUUCCUCACCAAAUGGGCAGUCACCCACCACGGGGACAAACAGACUUCCUGAUCCAGCACCAGCCCCGCCUAGCCAUGAUCGACCUCUGGGGAUUUUGGGUCGGGCCACUUCUCCUCGUCCAAGACCAUCCGGAAAUGCCCAGUCUCCCUUGACCCCUGGGUCCAGUACGAAUACCCAGCCGCCCCGGCAGACAUCGUCGAGCUAUGACACCCGCCCACCGCCUACCAAUACGGGUUCCGGCUUCGCCUCGAUCAACGCCCCUCCGUCUGGAUUUGCCUCGAUCAAUGCACGACCGACUAGCACACCGCCCGCUGCGCACACUCCAAUGACUCGACCGCAAACCGAAGGCGACGUAAAUAGAACCCCAAUCGGUUCUCACCCGAACGGUGGUCUGGAUAAGGAUCGGUUUCAACAGUACGGACAUACUCCAACAGGUGUUCCGUCCCCGGGCACUUCAAAUAGUGGAAGUAAGCGUACGCCCUCGACGACUCACCCAUACCAAAUGUCCGAAGCUUUUGCCAAUAGACAUCACCACUGUGAGAGGGUCGACAGUCUAAAUCGAGGAAUCUGGACCUCUUACGGGCCUGGAGGCACGGCUGAAAAUCCGACCAGCGCAGCUGUGGAGAUGUAUCUUCGUUGCAACCACGACAACUGCUCUCGGAUCGAUUGGCGCACUGUCCAUGGCCUGCAAUGCCACAUUGUGAAGAACCAUUCGCAACCCAAGGGGACCAUCGGAAGCCUGGAUAAAGCUCUGGAGCGUUAUGGUAUACCCGUCAAGGAAGUUGAGGACUAUGAGCGUGAACACGGAAACGGCUCGGCGGGCACCAUGGCAGACCCCAAGAACCACAAGAUCAAGGUCAAGACGAAAGAGGCCACGGGUCUGGAGACGAGACCAUAUGUCCGCAAAGACACUCCUGGGGUAUACGAUCCAGAUGCGAGACCGGCAGGUUACAGGCCCAGCCCCGCAGAGAGUCCUGCACUGAGCGACGACAUCAAGCAAAGCCCGACUGUCAGCAUGAAUGGAUUCUCAAGAGAAGCAACCACGGAGGAGUCGCGGAGGCCUCCAUCACAAACCACAACUGCGAGCCCGAUGAAUACCUAUUCUUCGAGUAGUAAUUGGUAUCGGAAUCCUUUCCCCGGUGGAUUACCACCACUUCACGCAGACCUCGAGCCAAAGAGGUUGCAAGGUGACUUUGGAGCAAGCGAGGCGGCCGUCAAAAGCUCACAGCCACCUCCACUUGGCCAUCAUCAUCAGCAGGCUGGAUCUAAUUUGGCGAAUGGUAUUCAGAACAAGUCUCCGCCUCUGAACACUCUACCUCCACCACCAAAGUCAAGCAACACAAUCUCUGUCGCUGAUACAUCCAAAGCUGCCUCCAACAUUGACGCUUCUCCGGUACCCUCGGCCUCGAGUUUAGCUCCAACCAUCCCGACUACAACUGAAGCUCCUCAAGCCGCCGAAGUUCCUGCAGACGCCAACAAGGACCUGCCGGCACAUAAAGAAAUCGCUCCUUCAGAUGCCCUUCCUGCAAAACCUAACGGACCAGCACCCGGCGCCGCAACCGCCGAUCCCGAUGUGCAAAUGACCGAUGUGGACCAGCAGCUUCAGAAGGAGAAUGGAAACGAGAAGCCAACGGAAAUUUCCAAUGGCACCGUUGUGGGAGAUGACAAACAGGCAACACCUGCGGCCGAGGUUUCUUCCGUGCCCAAGGUUGCGCCUUCUGGACCCGACGGCGAACCCGUUCCCAAGUCUGAACCUGGGGUGUCCUCUCAAGCACCAGAGGAGGCAGAUUUAGAGGACCAGUCAGAGACGAUUGUUGUGGAUGGUGAGACGGGCAAGGAGGCAGGUGCAGCAAAGCGUAACGCGCCUAGUACCAAUGGACCUUUCCAAUCGCCUGUUAUGACGACUCGGAGUGUUCAAGCUGCGGGUUCGAACGUCACCACGCCAACAAGACGCGGGAGUAGACGCAGCAGUGUUGUACGAAAGAGCGUCGACCGGGAUGGCGACAAUAAUCUUAAUAGUAAUGAGGGAAGAGCUGACAAGGAGAAUGAAGACAAGGAUGAGAAAGAUGUGAGAGAAGAAAAGGUUGAAAGAGAGACCAGACGAAGUAUUACGGGUCGAUUACUGAGACGAGGGAGGUGA
Exophiala spinifera is the source of this 2832-nucleotide messenger RNA. RefSeq lists its product as uncharacterized. NCBI's taxonomy places the organism in Eukaryota, Fungi, Ascomycota, Eurotiomycetes, Chaetothyriales, Herpotrichiellaceae. The record is from RefSeq and is a predicted model, not a curated record. Bases 1 to 2832 code for a protein of 943 amino acids. The transcript is spliced from 2 exons.